Bufo bufo (common toad) is the source of this 3392-nucleotide messenger RNA. RefSeq names its product zinc finger protein 665-like. Lineage: Eukaryota; Metazoa; Chordata; Amphibia; Anura; Bufonidae. The record is from RefSeq and is a predicted model, not a curated record. The coding region runs from base 250 to 3039 and encodes 929 amino acids. The transcript is spliced from 10 exons. Gene Ontology annotation, biological process: regulation of transcription by RNA polymerase II. Gene Ontology annotation, molecular function: RNA polymerase II cis-regulatory region sequence-specific DNA binding; DNA-binding transcription factor activity.
GAAUCUGGCAUAUCAGCAGACUGGAGAUAGAAGCAAUAUUCGGACUGAGCCCGGAGGGGGCGCUACUAAGAGGGAGGAAACUGUGCGGCGGCAGGCGCAAUAUGAUUCAAGGGGGUCGAUACAUGGAGGACAUUGCGCUGUGCGGCAGGGGGCGGAGUCACAGCGGAGAUGAGAGCCGUCUGAAAGCACGUGAUGCCGCACUGGGACCCACAAUGCAGAGCGGCAGGAAGGUUCCUUUAAGGUGUCAGGAUGUCCAUGGAGAAGUGGGAGUAUAUAGAAGGACACAAGGAUCGGUACGAGGACGCCAUGAUGGAGGACCACCGACCCCUCACAUUAACGGAUGGAUCCAGGAGGAGAAAUCCUUCAGAAAGAUGUCCCCGUCCUCUGUAUUCCCAGGACUGUCCAGAGGAGAAGGUCCCAGAGAACCAUCAGGUAGAUGGAGCUGAUAUUAAGGAUGAGGUUAAAGAUGAAGCAGAAGAGGAGAUGGAUUUAUGGACCGAUCAGCAGUAUGGAUCCAGGAGGAGAAAUCCCCCUGAGAGAUGUCCCCGUCCUCUGUAUUCCCAGGACUGUCCAGAGGAGAAGCUCCCAGAGAACCAUCAGGUAGAUGGAGCUGAUAUUAAGGAUGAGGUUAAAGAUGAAGCAGAAGAGGAGAUGGAUUUAUGGACCGAUCAGCAGUAUGGAUCCAGGAGGAGAAAUUCUUCAGAGAGAUGUCCCCUUCAUCUGUAUUCCCAGGACUGUCCAGAGGAGAAGGUCCCAGAGAACCAUCAGGUAGAUGGAGCUGAUAUUAAGGAUGAGGUUAAAGAUGAAGCAGAAGAGGAGAUGGAUUUAUGGACCGAUCAGCAGUAUGGAUCCAGAAGGAGAAAUCCUUCAGAGAGAUGUCCACUUCCUCUGUAUUGUCAGGACUGUCCAGAGGAGAAGCUCCCAGAGAACCAUCAGGAUGAAAAUCUGAUUGAUAUUAAGGCUGAGGUUAAAGAUGAAGCAGAAGAGGAGACAGAUUUAUGGACCGAUCAGCAGUAUGGAAUCAUAGAAAGAAAUCCCCCCGAGAGAUGGAUUGCUGACAUAAAAAGGCUGGUCUCUAGAUAUUACUGGUGGUCCUCUAAGUCUAGGGAUAUUUCUGCUCAUGUAUCUACCUGUGAGGUUUGUGCUCAUUUCAAGACUCCCAGGAAAUGUCCUGCUGGUGACUAUCUCCAAGUUGGGGGCCGCGAUUUAGGGCGGAUCAUCCGAGUAGGAAAUCCCAGUAAGAACAUUAUAUUAUCUCUCCAUUAUAAAGCAGAUGAUGAAGGUAUCGUACAGCGCUCUUCAGGAGAAAUCCUCACUACCCGUAAUGUACACCCAGGACCUCACAGUACAGAUCUAUCACAUAAUCAUGAGGAACCUGCUGACCAAUCACAGAUUGCUACCACAAGUACUGGGAAGAACGAGGGUCAAAGGUUUCAGUGUGAUGAAUGUGGGAAACAGUAUUCAUGCAGAUCAGUCCUUGUCAGACACCGAAGACUUCACACUGGAGAGAAGCUGCAUUCAUGUUCAGAAAGUUGGAAAUGUUUUACUGAUCAAUCAAGUCUUUUUAGAGACAGAAGUCACACAGAAGAGAAGCCGUAUUCAUGUUCACAAUGUGGGAAAUGUUUUAGAGAGAAAUCAUGUCUUGUUAUACAUAAGAAAAUUCACAAAGGAGAGAAGCCAUAUUCAUGUUCAGAAUGUGGGAAAUGUUUUAGAGACAAAACACGUCUUAAAAUACAUGAGAGGAGUCACACAGGAGAGCAGCCGUAUUCAUGUUCAGAAUGUGGGAAAUGUUUUAGAGACAAAUCAAGUCUUACAAUACAUAAGAGAAGUCACACAGGAGAGAAGCCAUAUUCAUGUCCAGAGUGUUGUAAAUGUUUUAUGCUUAAAUCACAGCUUGUAAUACAUGAGAGAAGUCACACAGGAGAGAAACCAUAUUCAUGUUCAGAAUGUGGGAAAUGUUUUAGAGACAAAUCAAGUCUUACAAUACAUGAGAGGAAUCACACAGGAGAGAGGCCGUAUUCAUGCUCAGAAUGUGGGAAAUGUUUUAUGCGUAAAUCACAUCUUAUAACACAUGAGAGAAGCCACACAGGAGAGAAGCCAUAUUCAUGUCCAGAAUGUGGUAAAUGUUUCAGAGAUAAAUCAAGUCUUAAUACUCAUAAGAGAAGUCACACAGGAGAGAAGCCAUAUUCAUGUCCAGAAUGUGGGAAAUGUUUUAGAGAUAAAUCAAGUCUUAAUACUCAUAAGAGAAGUCACAAAGGAGUGAAACCAUAUUCAUGUCCAGAAUGUGGGAAAUGUAGAGACAAAUCAAGUCUUAAACUACAUGAGAGAAGUGACACAGGAGAGAAGCCAUAUUCAUGUCCAGAAUGUGGAAAAUGUUUUAGAGACAAAUUAAAUCUUAAAAUAAAUGGGACAGAUCACACAGGAGAGCAGCCUUAUUCAUGUUCAGAAUGUGGGAAAUGUUUUCUGCAUAAAUCAAGUCUUAUAAUACAUGAGAGAACACACACAGGAGAAAGGCCGUAUUCAUGUUUAGAAUGUGGGAAUUUUUUUAUGUGUAAAUCAUAUCUUAUAAUACAUGAGAGAAGUCAUACAGGAGAGAAGCCGUAUUCGUGUUCAGAAUGUGGAAAAUGUUUUAGAGAUAAAUCAAGUCUUAAUACACAUAAGAGAAGUCACACAGGAGAGAAGCCGUAUUCAUGUCCAGAGUGUUGUAAAUGUUUUAUGCUUAAAUCACAGCUUGUAAUACAUGAGAGAAGUCACACAGGAGAGAAACCAUAUUCAUGUUCAGAAUGUGGGAAAUGUUUUAGAGACAAAUCAAGUCUUACAAUACAUGAGAGGAAUCACACAGGAGAGAGGCCGUAUUCAUGCUCAGAAUGUGGGAAAUGUUUUAUUCGUAAAUCACGUCUUGUAACACAUGAGAGAAGCCACACAGGAGAGAAGCCAUAUUCGUGUCCAGAAUGUGGUAAAUGUUUCAGAGAGAAAUCAAGUCUUAAUACUCAUAAGAAAAGUCACACAGGAGAGAAGCCAUAUUCAUGUCCAGAAUGAGGUAAAUGUUUUAUGCUUAAAUCACAGCUUAUAGUACAUGAGAGAAGUCACACAGGAGAGAAACCAUAUUCAUGUUCAGAAUGUGGGAAAUGUUUUAGAGACAAAUCAAGUCUUACAAUACAUGAGAGAAAUCACACAGGAGAGAAGCCGUAUUUAUGUUCACAAUGUAGAAAAUGUUUUAGAAAGAAAUCAAGUCUUAAAAGACAUGAGAAAAGUCACAUAGGAGAGCAGCUGUAGUCCUGUUCAGAAUGUGGGAAAUGUUUUAUAUAUAAAUCAUGUCUUGAAAUACAUGAGAGAUUUCACACAGGAGAGCAGCCAUAUUCAUGUUCAGAAUGUGGUAAUUGUUUUGGAAA